Periconia digitata is the source of this 1290-nucleotide messenger RNA. Lineage: Eukaryota; Fungi; Ascomycota; Dothideomycetes; Pleosporales; Periconiaceae. The record is from the annotation of a GenBank genome assembly.
AUGCUCCCAGUUCUCGCUCUCCUUGUCGCAAGCAGCGUCGUAGCUGUACCACCUCCCCCUCCUCCUCCCGGCACAACCAUUCUUCCUCCAGGACCACCCCCACUACCAUCAGGAAAACCUCCUGGCCCGCCCAAGCCUCCUGGUCCACCCAAACCUCCUGGUCCACCCAAGCCUCCAGGCCCACCCGGACCCCCAGGAAAUGGCACAGUGAAGCCCACUCCUUACGGCUACUUCACCAACAACACCAUCUACCAGCCUGUAAAGAACGAAUCCGUAACUUAUCCCCGCUUUGUCGAGCUCGACGACGGCACGACCCUCGCCACAACCUCUUUCUCUGGCCACAGUCCUUCCUACUUUCCAGUGUUCGAGAGUAAAGAUGGCGGCGCGACCUGGGAGUACAUUUCCAACUUGACGGACCAAGUCAAUGGCUGGGGCAUGACUGCACAGCCCGCGCUGGCAGUGUUGCAUGAACCCAUGGGCGGGUAUGAAGCUGGAACUAUCCUUGGUUCUGGAAACAGCUGGAGUGACAAUGGCACGAAGAUCGAUUUAUAUGCUAGCCGGGAUCGCGCUAGGACGUGGGAGUUUGUUAGCCACAUUGCUGAGGGUGGGAGACCGAAUACGACGAACGGUGCAACUCCGAUUUGGGAGCCUUAUCUGCUGCAAUACGAAGGCGAGCUGAUCGCAUACUAUUCCGACCAGCGCGACCCCAAGCACGGCCAAAAACUAGCCCAUCAAACCUCAUCCGACCUCAAGACCUGGGGCCCCGUAGUCAACGACGUCGCAUACGACGAGUACCUUGCCCGCCCCGGCAUGACCGUCGUGGACUACAUCAAGCCCAUUGACAAAUGGAUUCUCGUCCACGAACUCCCCGUCGGCAACUCCUCUUCACACGGCGUAAACUACCCCGUCUACUACGUUCUCGCAGACUCACCAAAAGACUUCCGCCUCAACAAAGGUCUUCCCAUCGUCAUCAAUAACCAAACUGCGCCAAAUGCUAGCCCGUAUGUGGUUUGGACGCCGCAUGGAGGCCCUAAUGGAACUAUCGUGGUUUCCGAUGCGGAUCGUGGCCAGGUUUAUACGAACCAGUUUGGUGGUGAUGUGAAUAAGUGGGAAGAGCAUGGCACCCCUGCUGGCGCAACGUACUCGCGUGCGAUCCAGAUUUCGAAGAGAAACCCGAAUCGGUUGAUCAUCUAUGGUGGUGAGACGUUUGAUAACAUGCGACUGGGUUUGUUGACGCCGUUCACGUAUACGGCGGUCAAGCUGAGUGAGACGCUGGUAACGCCAGUCUAA